GGGUGACGUUGCCCGCCACCUUCCUAAAUAAUUCCGUGACUGUUCAAUACUUAAUUUUUCCAGUUAUAGGUAGAGCUAACGUUACUGUACUCAUGGAGAGAAAACUCCCCUGAAUAUUUUUUUAAAAGAGACUCAUUUAGCGCAAUUAUGUAGAAAUAUUCAUAUUGAGACUCGCCCUAGGACAACGAAAUAUGUGGAGAGUACAAGGGUUUGUUGGAAGAGUUUUUAGCCGGUGCCAUGGCAACGCCCCCCUGCGCCUGUCUCAGAAUCAUCACGUGGAGGAUGAGGUCAUCCACUCCUCCACCUUCCUCUCCACCGGCCGGCACUCCCCCGACAGCAGCUCUCAGAAAGGGGAGGAUGGAGACAAGUGGUGGAAGAAGAGGACAUCUCAGUUUUGCUACGAUGGGCUCCCGCGCUACACUGCUCUGGAUGCUGUGGGCUGGGGGGCAGCUGCCGUUCUGUUGAUGCAGAUCUGUAGGAGGGUCCACUCUCGAGUCUCCUCUGGGGCCGAACCCAAUCCAAACACAGGAUGCCUGGCCGUACAGGACACCCUGCAGAAGUUUGACUACCGCGUCCUACUGGAGAUGCUGUCUCGCUGUGAUGUGCUGCCCAGAGGGAGGAGUGUGAGCUGUCUGCCACAGAGACAGCAGGCCCAGCAACGCAGCACCAGCGGCAGCAGUAACGGCUACAGUAGUUCUGACCAGCUCCAUGGAGAUGCGAUCGCUGACUGCUUCCUCGCUGACUGUCACCACUCCUCUGGAAGAGAGGAGACGUCCUCCCAUCCUGAAGACAAACGCAGAGCCAGAAAGCGAGAAGCACCUCCGCAGCAGAAUGAGCAGGAUGCUCUAGCAGGGGCUGCCCAGAACCUCCAGCAGGUGGCCAACUCCAGCGUUCCUGUAGUCCUCAACAUCGUCGGUCUGGAGAGUGCUAAGACUGGGGACUAUGAUGCAGCCUUCUCCUGUUUCCUGGCCUCAGCCAGACGGGGUUACUGCAAGGCCCAGUUCAACACUGGAGUCUGCUACGAGAAAGGCAGGGGGGUAGGCAAAGACGAGGAGAAGGCUCUUCACUUCUACAGCCAGGCAGCGUCUGGGGGUCACAGUCAGGCUCAGUACCGCUGUGCCAAACUCCUCCUCAGCAGCAGAGGGCAGCUGAGCCAACAGAAGGACCUGGACUCAGCCAUCAGCCUGCUGCAACAGGCUGCCUCAGCUGGACUGAAAGAGGCCCAAGUGUAUCUGGGUUCCCUGUUCUCACAGGAGCCAGUCAGAGACGGCCGUAAGUCGGUGCACUACCUGAAGAUGGCAGCAGAGAGCGGAGACAGCGAGGCGCUGCUGUUCCUGGGCCAGUGUUAUGAGAGUGGGUUCGGGGUGCCUCAGUGUUUCAGAACAGCAGUAGGGUUCUAUCAGUGGGCUGCCCAGGCAGGAAGCAGCCAGGCCAAGACCUUACUGAUGCCCCUGUGUGGAGUGGAGGAAGAUGCCGUCCUGCGCUCUAUCCGCUCUUGUCCGUGCUUCUCCGUAUCGGACCGUCUGCGGGAACCACUCUCCACCCUCCCCUCCCCUGUCCCACCCUCCAGUGGCCCCACCCUUCCCCUCCCACACUCCUGGAGCACAGGGAGUAUGGGUCUCCCUCCGCCCUCCCUCCCCCUCCACCCCCCCAGCUUUGAGGGGAACGCCGUGAGGUGGACUCUAGGAGUGGGAUAGUUAGCGCACACAGUCAUGACUUACGAAUGUCGUUGUGAUUGGAUAAGGAUGAAAAGGGAAAGCAUGGUCACAUGUUUAACCACUCGGUUGUGUCUCACUGAGGUUACUUUCUCACUGCACUUAGAACUGGAUGUGAAUGUAGUGUAAGUCAAUGCUUUGAGGAACGUGUGUGUAAGUAUGGGAGACGGCAAUACAUGUCUGAAAAACAUGCAUGUCAGAUAUGAGGUAUGGCUUUACCUGUUGACUUUUCCUCAAUACCUUUUAUCAGUGUUUUUCCAAUGUAAUGCUCUCAUGGCACAAGCUUGGCCAGUUGUGGUACAAUAAACUGCCCUGUGGGUAGGUAUUGAGAUAUACUUUAUGGCCAGUUUCUUAGGUACGACCUAUCUACUAUCGGGUUGGACCCCCUUUUGCCUCCAGAACAGCCUGAAUUCUUUGGGGCAUGGAAACGUUGCUCAAUUGGUAUCAAGGGAUCUAAUAUUUUCCAGGAAAACAUUACACCACCGCCACCAGCCUGUACCAUUGAGACCAGGCAGGGUGGGGCCAUGGACUCACACUGUUUACGCCAAAUCCUGACUCUGCCAUCAGCAUGACGCAACAUGAACUGGGAUUCGUCGGACCAGGCAAAGGUUUUCAGUUGCAGCAGUUUUGGUGAUCCAUUGGAGCUGCUUCUUCUUGUUUUUAGCUGAUAGGAGUGUUCCCUUGCACGCCUGUUAGCUUGCACGAUUCUGGCCAUUGUCCAUCGACCUCUCAUCAACGAGCUGUUUUCGCCCACAGGACUGCUGCUGACUGGAUGUUUGUUUGUCGCACCCUUCUCGGUAAACCCGUGAAAAUCCCAGGAGGCCGGCCAUUCCAGAGAUACUGGAACCACCGUGCCUGGCACCAAGGAUCACACCACACUCAUUGUCGCUUCGGUCACUCGUUUUGUCCAUUUUAACGUCAAUCGAACAGUAACUGAAUGCAUCAAUGCCUGUCUGCUUUAUAACGCAGGCCACGGCCACGUGACUCACUGUCUGUAGGAUCGAACCAUUUUUGUGAAAUGGAGUGGUGUACCUAAUAAACUGGCCACUUAGUGUAACGUGUGCCUUAGCCUGCUAUGCCUCUAAGUACAGUGUCUCUGGUGUGUACUUGACCCUGUUUAAAAUGGCAUAGAGUUAGGCUAAAAGAAUGUGAAUGAAAAGUGAUUUUAUUUUUGGCCUUUUUCAAAGUUUAUCAUAAACUACCAACAAUGUUGCCUUUUAAUAUCAGGGGGUUAACUAUCCAACUCUGUCCAGUAAUUAAAAACAUAAAGAUACUCUCUAACGGGGCCUGGGCUUUAACGUGAGGCUUGUGUAUUAUGUGCAUGUAUGUAUUUUCAUAUUUUCUCAUGCUUUAGGAACACUACGCACAAGGUGUCUAACACCAAUAAAAAUAUAACGCUAUU
Messenger RNA from Oncorhynchus mykiss (rainbow trout), 3117 nucleotides. RefSeq names its product DAP3-binding cell death enhancer 1. The record is from RefSeq and is a predicted model, not a curated record. Gene Ontology annotation, molecular function: protein binding. Lineage: Eukaryota; Metazoa; Chordata; Actinopteri; Salmoniformes; Salmonidae. Gene Ontology annotation, biological process: extrinsic apoptotic signaling pathway via death domain receptors. Gene Ontology annotation, cellular component: mitochondrion.